Messenger RNA from Culex pipiens pallens (northern house mosquito), 1996 nucleotides. RefSeq names its product pickpocket protein 28-like. Gene Ontology annotation, biological process: sodium ion transmembrane transport. NCBI's taxonomy places the organism in Eukaryota, Metazoa, Arthropoda, Insecta, Diptera, Culicidae. Gene Ontology annotation, molecular function: ligand-gated sodium channel activity. The transcript has 4 exons. The record is from RefSeq and is a predicted model, not a curated record. Gene Ontology annotation, cellular component: membrane. Bases 88 to 1878 code for a protein of 596 amino acids.
GCAAUAAUUAAAUGUUUGUGAUGCACUUUAAUUAGGCUAUCGUUUGCACUCAUCCUCAAAGCAGUAGCGUGACUUCUGAUCCUAUACAUGGUAUCAUGCAUAAAUCAUAAAUUUUCAAGAGGUUAUAAAAGGCAUCUCGAACUCAUCGACGCCAAUUACCACCUCGAUACCCUAGCGAUCAUGUACGUUUCCCGCGCGACCAAAUUCGAACCCAAGCUCACCCCCACCGAAAAGGGUCGCAACUACCUGCACGAAUCCAAACAGCUCGCCGAGGAGUUCUGCAACAACACCUCGAUCCAUGGGGUAAAGUACUUUGUCGGAUCCAACCGGGCGCUCAUCGAGAAGGUCUGGUGGAUCAUUGUGUUUCUACUCUGCUUGUAUGGUUGUGGAACGCUCAUCCAAACGGUCUACAUCAAGUGGGAUCGCGAGCCGGUCAUUGUGACGUUUGCCCAGAAACCGACCCCAGUGUUCCAAAUCCCAUUCCCAGCGGUAACGAUCUGUCCGGAGACCAAAGUCAAGGCUCGCGAGUUCAACUUUACCCGAGCCUACCACCUUAGCAUGCAUCCGCUGUUCCGGAAGUCCCUAAGCGAUGGAGAGUUAGAUAAAUUGCUGGCGAUGCUCCAGGUCUGCGAGUUCGCCUUUGUCGAGCAGUUCCCAAACCAAACGUAUGACGACAAUUGCGUAAAGCUGCUCAAGUCAAUGGCGAUUCCUGAGCACGAGAUGUUCUUGGCUUGCACCUGGCGCGCGGAGAGCGUCAACUGCUCGUCGGAGUUUACGCUGACACUGACCGAUGUGGGCUUCUGCUACACGUUUAACUCGUUAUCCGGUGAGGAUAUGCUGAGGAAGGAUCAGCUUCACGCGGACUUUCGAUAUCUGGAGGAGACGCGAUCGUCUAGCAGUUGGUCGUUGCAUGGUGGAUACCUGCCGGGGACAGACAUCGAUACGUAUCCGCGUCGGGUUCUUGGAGCCGGUAUCAAAGCUGGAGUGUCCGCUUUGCUGAAGGCCAACGACAGUGACUUGGAUUACCUUUGCGGAAACUCAUUCCAGGGAUUCAAGGUGCUGCUACACAUGCCCAACGAGUAUCCGCUCCUCCUUAACCAGCACUUUAGAGUCCCCCUCAACCAGGAGGUCGCCGUCUCCGUAACCCCACGCAUGAUCGAAACGUCCGAAUCGAUCGACUCGUACAAACCGUCCCGGCGCCAGUGCUUCUUCAACCACGAGCGGUACCUCAAGUUCUUUCGCACGUACUCGCAGACCAACUGCGAGCUGGAAUGUCUGGCGAACUUUACCCUGGAGCGCUGCGGAUGCGUCAAGUUUUCGAUGCCACGGGUCUCGGGAGUGCACAUCUGCGGCAUCGGCAAGGAGGUCUGCUACGAGCAGGCGACGAUUGAGCUGCUCGAGAUGGAGGUAAAGUAUCGGGAGAAUCCGGACGUGCCGUAUCAGGACGAUUGCAACUGUAUGCCGUCGUGCACCUCGGUGCAGUACAACACCGAGAUAUCGCAGGCCUCGUUUGAGUGGAAGAAGCUGCUGCCGGUUGUGAGGUCGUUUGGGGAUGAAGUCAAAGGAGUCCAGCUGUCACAUCUGAUCGUUUUCUUCAAGGACGCACAGUUUAUUCCGGUUAUGCGAAGUGAGUUGUUUGGAUUGACGGAUUUCCUGGCGAAUUGUGGAGGGUUGUUGGGACUCUUCAUGGGAGUCAGCAUCCUGAGCUUGGUGGAGAUCUUUUAUUACUGUGUCAUCAAACCGCUGAUCAUGUGGAGUAAAUCACAGAAGAAUAAAGGUAACUCUGUGCAGGUUCUAAUGGUUGAUGGGCAGAAACCGGCUAUCAAAGAUCAGAUCAACAUUUGGCAGUCGGAUGGCAGGAUUUCAACGAAAUAUUAGGAUAAGAGUGUGUUCUAAUUGCAUGUUUGAAAACCAGCACAUUAAAACUACUGCAUUUUGGUCAACACCUUUAACACGUUGCGAAAUUUAUUGAAAAUAAAGUGUGAAGCACAAACUC